UGUAGACAAACAUUAACUUUGGGAUAGACACUGUUUAUUUAUGUUCUACUCCUUCCAUUUUAACUGCAUCUACCAUUUGCUCAACAUGAAAUCAUCUCUGACUCUGCUGUGUCUGGUGGUAUGGGUGAAUGUGGAUGCUUCAUCAGCUCAGACUGUGUGCAGGGGACCUCUACCAAAUGUGCCCAAUGCCAGGGUCACUGAGGAAAGCGUCAAAGAAGAGUACAAAGAGGACAACAUUGUCCUCUUUUCCUGCAACGUUGGCUUUGUGCCAGCAGGCAGAAUAAGUUAUCAGUGUAAGAAGAAUAAGUGGGUGGUGGUCCGUCAGGGGAAAUGCAAUCCUAAACCAUGUGAGCUCCCUGAUGAAACUGCCAAUGGCCACUACAGCAUCCAAGCUGGGGAUGACUUUGUCUUUGGGGCCACUAUCAAAUACACUUGCAAUGAUGGUUAUCAGAUGGUGAGCAAAAUGGACAUCAGAACCUGUAUGGUGGCAGGAUGGAGCAACCACCUGCCCAUAUGUGAAGUGGUGAGUUGUGUCCACGAGGCUACAGAUGGACGGGUGGUUGUGAGCGGUCUGCCAGAUGAUGAUGGUGUUAUACAGUACGGUCAUGAGCUCAGGUUCAGCUGCCCCAACCCAGCACACCAACUGAAGGGAAACCCACAGGUAGUGUGUGCCACGGGGGGGAUGUGGAACAACCGUUUCCCCACCUGUGAAGAUGUGACUUGUGAAGCUGCAGAGAAGAUUAAGAAUGGGAACGUGAUAGGAAUUCCCGAAAACAACACCAUGAAGUAUGGACACAGACUACAGUUUGAGUGCAGCAACUCUAAACACGUUCUGAAGGGGGAAUCAGAGGUCACCUGCACAAGCAAUGGACAGUGGAGUCACUCCUUUCCAAUUUGUGAAGAGCCCAAGGAUUUCUGUGGACCACCUCCACAUCUCAUAAACGGAGACACAAAGGACGAUACCAGAGAAAGCUACAGACACGGAGAAUCAGUUCAUUAUAACUGCCAGAAAUACUACAUCCUUGAGCCCCCUUCAGCGUUCAAGACGUGUCGUGACGGGAUCUGGACAGGACCGAUAACCUGCCUGAAACCCUGCACUGUGGAUGAAGAGCUGAUGAACACACAGAACAUCCAAUUUAAAUAUCCUCCGGAAGAUCAAAAUAAACUCUAUGCCACACAUGGAGAUCAUAUCACUUUUAAGUGUACUGGUCAUAGUAGACUGAGCCCAGGUAUCGUUGGUUUUCGUCAGCAGUGUAUAAACGGGGUCAUGAACUUGCCUCAUUGCCAAUAGUGGCUUCAGCUACGGGAAGAGAUGGGCAAAGGCUUGUUGGACAAACAUGCCAAUGAAUAACCUGUCAAUAGUCUGCUCAAACUAUUUGUUCUGGGGCUUUGCAUAAACUAAGGAACAUUGACUUCACAGGAGUUGUUUUUCAUGUCAGUCCGAGCUUCAAUAAAGUACCUCUGGUUUUGAAUUCUCAA
Molecule: messenger RNA, 1479 nt
Organism: Salvelinus namaycush (lake trout)
Lineage: Eukaryota; Metazoa; Chordata; Actinopteri; Salmoniformes; Salmonidae
Product: complement factor H-like
Exons: 8
Coding region: 41-1291 (416 amino acids)
Source: RefSeq, a predicted model, not a curated record